GACAAAUACAAAGAUCCCAAAGAGAUCAUGCGAUUUAAGCUGAGGAAAAUAUUCUGCAGUGGUUUGCUUUUUGUCAUUCUGCUCGUGUUCGUGGGAGGCCUCAUUACUCAGGGCCAUUACAUUACUCGUUACCUUUGGCCCUGCCAAAUAACCCAGGAGGCGUUUGCUACUCAAUGGCUCCAAACCAUGGAAACCUUCUACAACUCCACCAUGAUGAAUCCAAACGGGUUGAGAGAGCUAGAAGCGACCCCUACACCUCUAAUAUCACAUGGAAAUGUAAUCUCAGCUUUGGAUGGUUUGAACAUCAGUUCAAGUGAAGAGAUGAGAGCAGCGAGGACGCUUAAAAUUGAGCCUUACGAGUACAUCCUUAAUGAGCCGAACGCAUGUCUCCUGAGAGCACCUUUCUUAGUGCUUUUGAUUUCAGUUGAGCCCAAGAAAACGAACGCCAGGGACGCCAUCAGGAAAACGUGGGGCAAUGAAAGAAUGGCAGGGGACUUGGGUUUCAUCCGUCUGUUCUUCAUUGGUGUAAAUAACAACACCCAAAGAAAGGGAAGCAAACUACAGCACACAAUAGAGGAUGAAAGUCGACAGCAUCAUGACAUCAUCCAGCAAGAUUACAGGGAUACUUACAACAACCUUACCCUCAAAACGCUGAUGGGGAUGUACUGGAUCACAAAGUAUUGUCCCGAGGCGACAUACGUCAUGAAGACAGAUAGUGACAUGUUUGUCAACACCGAAUACCUUGUACAGAAAUUCCUCAAGCCCAUGGGUCAACUAACACAAAAAUAUUUCACAGGACAUCUCAUGACAGACUUCUCCCCAAACCGAAACAAAGAGAGUAAAUGGUAUAUGCCCCCAGCAAUUUACCAUGGUAGGCGAUACCCCACCUUUUGUUCAGGAACUGGAUACGUCUUCACAAGUGACGUGGCUCAGAUGAUAUAUGUGGUGUCUCUGAGCAUACCCAGGCUACAUUUAGAAGACGUUUAUAUGGGAAUCUGUCUAGCUAAACUGAGGAUAGAGCCAGUGCCACCCCCAAACGAUCAGCUGUUUAAUCACUGGCGAGUGCAGUACUCCAGCUGCAAGUACAGCAACCUGAUCACUUCCCAUGGGUUUCACCCCAAUGAGCUGAUCCAGUACUGGCAGCACCUGCAGAGCAACAAACACAAUCCCUGCUAGACGACACGG
Molecule: messenger RNA, 1185 nt
Organism: Rhinichthys klamathensis goyatoka
Lineage: Eukaryota; Metazoa; Chordata; Actinopteri; Cypriniformes; Leuciscidae
Product: beta-1,3-galactosyltransferase 2
Exons: 1
Coding region: 28-1176 (382 amino acids)
Cellular component (GO): membrane
Molecular function (GO): N-acetyl-beta-D-glucosaminide beta-(1,3)-galactosyltransferase activity
Source: RefSeq, a predicted model, not a curated record